Messenger RNA from Megalops cyprinoides (Indo-Pacific tarpon), 2424 nucleotides. RefSeq names its product sushi domain-containing protein 2-like. The annotation marks the transcript as partial. NCBI's taxonomy places the organism in Eukaryota, Metazoa, Chordata, Actinopteri, Elopiformes, Megalopidae. The transcript has 14 exons. The record is from RefSeq and is a predicted model, not a curated record.
GCACAAACAUGCAAAGGAGGCUGCGGGCAGAGGUUUGAGACGUGCUCUUGCCAUCCGACAUGCGGCUCUCUACACACCUGCUGUGUGGAUUACAGGCAGUUCUGCCUGGAGGUGUCUCCAUAUUCAGGGACAAUCUUUGGAGGAACUGACUUCAUGGUCCUCAAUGCAACUUUUGACCAGAAUGCCAAUCUGACCUGCCGGUUUAAUGGUGAAAUCAAAACAGUGGGAUAUGUUGAUGGAGAUGGCAGAGGUCACUGUAUUUCACCAUUACUGUAUGAAACUGGAUGGAUUCCUUUCCACAUCUCCACUGAUGGAGAGACUUUCAGCAGAGAAGGGGCUUGGCUAUCAGUGCAUCCAGGAAAGCUGGACCCCCACUUCAAAGCCACGCUGGAGAAUUCCACAAAAUGGCAGUACUACGGAACUCCCAAUGUCGGGGGUGUGCUAAACAUGACAUGGAACACUUCACAUGUCAGAGCGGACAGGGUGAAUGUGGAGCUAUGGGGAUACAGAGAGACAGGAGAGCCCUACUCAGACUCCUGGCUCCCAGAGUGGAAGUAUCUGUACUCACUGGGAAAGAACCUGUCCAACAACGGCCAGUUCAGCUUUGUCCCAAAAUCAGCAGAGAAGCCCUUCUCUGACUGGGAACUAGGCUGCCUAAGAGUGAGCUCCAGCUCACACCCUGAUGGGGAAUGGAACGUUCAAGCUGUCUGGACUGAAGAUCACGCCUUGGCUUGGCAUCUGGAGGACAGAUUCAGACAGGACUCCGCCUCCUGGGCACUGGACAAGUGUCUGAAGUGGGAUGAGUUGGAGAGGAGGCUGCCGGACUUCCUGAGCGAGACCAUCGACUGCCCAUGCACCCUGGCCCAAGCGCGUGCAGACACCGGCAGGUUCCAUACUGACUAUGGCUGUGACAUAGAGAAGGGGAGUGUGUGCACCUACCAUCCCGGCUGUGUUCACUGUGUGAGAGCCAUACAGGCCAGUCCCAGGUAUGCGGCCGGGCAGCAGUGUUGCUACGACAGCACAGGAACGCAGGUGCUGACAGCCGACUCCAUUGGGGGGAGCACUCCAGAUCGGGGGCACGACUGGGGGUCCCCCCCUUACAGACUGCCCCCCAGGGUCCCUGGAGUUUCCCACUGGAUCUAUGAUGUCCUCAGUUUCUACUACUGCUGCCUGUGGUCUGAUAACUGCCAUUAUUACUUUACCCACCGGCCCUCCAGUGACUGCAGGACCUACAAAGCGCCCAAAGCAGGUGUGGUGUUUGGUGACCCCCAUUUUAUUACAUUUGAUGGAACCAGGUACUCCUUUAAUGGGAAGGGGGAGUACAGCCUGAUGGUCUCCCCAGAAAGAGGCUUGACUGUUCAGGGCAGGACUGAGCCGGUCCGACUGGAGAAUGGGACCUUGGCGAAGGCAACCAAGCUGUCAGCGGUAGCUAUGAAGGAGCAGAACUCUGAUGUCAUCGAAGUUCGUCUCGGCAACCAGCCAGGUCACCUGGAGGUUUUACGGAACCAGCACGUGCUGUCCUUCUCUGAGCAGAACUGGAUGGAUCUGAAAGGUGUGUUCGUCUUCUCCCCGGUCCCCCAGAACGUGACCGUCAUGUUCCCCUCAGGAGCAGGAGUGGAGGUGCGGGUGAGAGCAGGGAACUUGGCUACCACAGUGCUACUGCCAGAGGAGUUUAAGGACCACACGGUCGGCUUGCUGGGCAGGAUGAAUAAUGACCCACAUGAUGACCUAGUCACCAGCAAUGGAACCGUUCUGCCCCCAAGUCCGGACUCAGCACAGGACCUGUUUAGAUUUGGAGCAGACUGGGCCAUUGUGAAUGAAACAUCCUUGUUCACAUACGACUCUGAAUAUUUGCUCAACACCUACUACUUUGGGCCCAAGCAUGACCCCAGCUUCCUUCCUGUAUUCUCUGUCCCUGAAAACCCGGACGACCCACUCCAUGGUGAGGUGGUGAAACUCUGUGCUGGACAGGGCUCUCACUUCUGUAGCUUCGACACCCUCAUCACCCGCAGCCUGGAGGUGGGGAAGGCCACUAGAGUCUCUUUCCAAAGCCACGAGUCACUGGUGGAAGCCCUGCAGCCUGUGGUGUCUUGCGGAUGGCUGGGGCCACCCACCAAUGGCAGGAAGGAGGGGACCAGGUACCUUCAGGGAGCAGUGGUGAAGUUUUCCUGCAAUGCUGGCUAUAUCCUCUCUGGUUCAGGAGUGCGCACCUGUCAGGUGGAUGGACAGUGGUCAGGUGACCCUGCCCACUGUGUGUCUGAUAACACCCUGGGCAUUGUGUUGGGCAGUGUGAUUGGAGCUCUGGUGUUGGCCACCAUGGUAGCAAUGAUUGUUCUCCACAGCAGAAAGAAGAAACACAGAGAGACAGAACACGUGGAGGUGAAGGACAUCGGAAGUGAAGCUCCCACCACAGUGCAGUUUUAA